AUGUCGGAGCUCGCACCCGCGCCUGAACCGCUAUUCCCGCCGCUCAUUCUCGCGAUUUAUAUUGCCUGCGUCUCCGGCGCCGGAGCCCUUGCCAACUGUGCUCUUUUAGCUGCACUAUUCAAGCGAACGAGAAACGGGCUUUUUUUAAUCAUCAUUCAGUUAGUGAUUGCGGAUUUUAUUCAGUUAGCAGCGUUGACUGCACCCGAACUGUGGUCAAAUAACGAACGAACUUGGAUAUUCGGUAGAAGUGGAUGCAUAGCUUACAGAGGUCUCAGUAUAUUGUCGUCUACUGCAUCUUUAUACUUUAUUGCUACAAUCGCACUUCAUACUAUAUCAACGGCCAAUAUUGAAAUAAAAGCUUUGGAAAAAAAGGCCAGUAGAGUUAAUCGUGAAGAUGAUGAAGAGAUUCGAGAUUCCCGCCACAGCCUUGUUGCGAGCAGUGACUCUUCGACUCCUCGAACAAUGAAUGUGGAUUAUCGAUUCGAGGACAAAAGAGUGCCAGUCGCGCCGCCAAGUAUAUUUGUAUGGGUGCUGUCUGCGUCGUUAAGUGUUCCAGAGUUUGCACUAUCCACGACCAUCCGGGAAGAUGACGCCGUUGUCUGCACUUUAGCUGACACGAGUCACAAAAUUAAUAUGCAUUCCAUGAUUGCACUAUUUAAUUUGUUCUUACCAGUAUUAAUCUUAACAAGUACCGGCGGGAUUGUAGUGUGUAAAUUAUAUUCAAAAGUUUCAUCAAAGUUAGAAGGCAAUGAGACUUCUUCGGCCCUGAAGCUAACGUUGUGUUUAAUUAUUAUGUAUAUGUUUUUUUGCACUCCGAGGUCUAUUUUAUAUGUGUAUAGCCUCUACGUAAUUCCAAUGAGCAAUAAAUCAUAUUUAGAUUACGACACGAACACAAUGAUCUUAAAUUUAAUAUUUAGUGCUUUAUAUCUUGCUGCAAUAUCUUUACGACCAAUAUUAUGCAUAAGUUUGCUGCCGAGGUUGAGAAAUGUAUUAACGGUUGGAUUUAGAAAUAUUGACGAGGUUUAG
Messenger RNA from Danaus chrysippus (African queen), 1026 nucleotides. The record is from the annotation of a GenBank genome assembly. NCBI's taxonomy places the organism in Eukaryota, Metazoa, Arthropoda, Insecta, Lepidoptera, Nymphalidae.